GGUUUAAGGUGUUCACAAAUAUAUAUUCUGCAUCACCUUUCUCUGUCCUGGCAGGAAAACAUGAAGCAGACGGAGGAGCUUUCAAGAAUCCUGCGGUCAACCCACGGCCAUCUGGAAUCAGAGCUGAGCAGAGCAGAAGCGGAAAAGAUCCAUCUGGAUGCUCAGAUUCAGAGGAUGCAGCAGAGCCAGGAGCUGCAGCAGGAGGAGCUGCACACUCAGCAGGAGGAGCUGCAGACCCUGAGGCAGCGGAGAGGCGAGGAGCAGGAGGAGCAGGAGCGGCAGGACCAGGAGGACCAGGAGGAGCUGACCCAGAAGGCCGAGCGAGCGGAGGAGAACACCAGGCAGCUCGCAGAGAAAGUGCAGGAGAAGGAAUCCCAGUUGGCCCAGGCUCUGUCCACAUCCAGGGACUGGAGCCUCCGCUGCUCCAGAGAGGCUGCCGCUAAAGCCCAGCUGGAGGAGCACGUCUCUGCUCUCAGAUUUCAAGUGACGGAGCUGAGCUCUCACCGUCUCGCGGUGGAGGUGGGGAGUCGGGCGGAGGAGGAGGAGUUCAGGGAGCAGCUUCAUCAUCUCAGUGCUGAAAACACCUCCAUCAAUGUGGACAACCAAAGACUCAAGGGUCACUUAACAUACGCUGAGGAGAAGCUCGGAGCGCUGCAGUCUGAAGCCCGUCGGAUGAAGUCGUCAAUUAAAAAGCAGGAACAACUGGUGGAGAAAUACAAGAAGAAGGUCCAGCAGGUGCGUCUGGAGUCGGAGGAGAGCCUCCUGAAGCUGGAGACAACCCAGAGGGAGGCGCGGGAGGUGAAGCUGAGCCUGGAGAGGGGGACGGAGCAGGUGAGGAGGGGGCUGCUGGGCCGGCUCAGAGAGCUGGAGGCGCUGCCCGACAGACUGCGCAGGGCGGAGCAGCAGCUCAGAGACGCCCAGCAGGAGGCAGAGGACCAACAGCGGAGGAACGUGGAGCACAACUCCGCCCUCUCUGAAGUCAGAUACAAGGUGGAACAGCAAGGCGCUCAACUGGAGAUGUUGCAGCAGAGGAACCUGCUUCUGCAGGAGGAAAACAAUGUCCUCAAAGAAAAAACUCACAACUUUGAGAGGAGGCUGGAGGACUUGACGGUAGAAAACCAAGAGAUGUCUGAGGCUCUGCCAUCAAAGGAGGCCAGUCUUCGCAGCGUUCAGAAGCAGCUGGAGGAGAAGAGCCACGAGGUCAGCUUCCUGUCCCGACAGCUGCAGACAACUCUGGACGACGCACAGAGACAGGUGGACGCCAGCAUGCAGAAGGUUCUGGUCAAAGAGAGAGCGUCUCAGUCUAAAGCUUUGGACCUGCAGAGCCAGCUGAGCCGAGCCAAAACAGAGCAGAGUCAGCUGCAGCGGAGCAAGGAGGAGAUGGAGCGUCGUUUCCAGAGUCAGCUGCAGAACAUUAAGGACAGACUGGAGCAGUCCGACUCUACUAACCGCAGUCUGCAGAACUAUGUACAUUUUCUCAAAACCUCAUAUGGGAACGUGUUCGGUGACUCUUCACUUGCAAGCUGACCAGAAUUCAUCCAUUCCCAAAGCAUUGUAGUAUAUAUAAGUGACAUUAUUUUUUACUUAAGAGUUUUAUAGUAUCAAUUAAAUGUUUUUAAACAUCA
Notothenia coriiceps (black rockcod) is the source of this 1625-nucleotide messenger RNA. Its product is annotated as outer dense fiber protein 2-like. Gene Ontology annotation, biological process: regulation of cilium assembly. Bases 61 to 1527 code for a protein of 488 amino acids. NCBI's taxonomy places the organism in Eukaryota, Metazoa, Chordata, Actinopteri, Perciformes, Nototheniidae. The record is from RefSeq and is a predicted model, not a curated record. Gene Ontology annotation, cellular component: centrosome. The transcript has 10 exons.